AUGGCGGACAAGCAGAUCACGCUAGUCGCCACGGUGUGGCCGGCUGAAGGCAAGAUGGAGCGGCUGAAGGAAGUCGUGACCGCCGCCACCCACAACCUCCGCGACGUCGAACUAGGGACGUUGCAGUUCCAAGUACUCGAGGAGACAAACACAAAAAGUUCUCGGAUGGUUCUAAUCGAAGUGUACCAAGACCAAGCAGCGCUAGACGCGCACAGAGCAAACCCGGACUACACGGCUGUGUUUAAAACGAUCUCGGAGGAAGGCUUAAUGGCUAAGGCGCCUGAGGUGGUCGAGACGAGGAGUGUUGGUGGGUAUAAGUGA
Anthostomella pinea is the source of this 321-nucleotide messenger RNA. The record is from the annotation of a GenBank genome assembly. NCBI's taxonomy places the organism in Eukaryota, Fungi, Ascomycota, Sordariomycetes, Xylariales, Xylariaceae.